AUGCAGGCUGCACAGCAGUCCUGGGAGCUCGAGAACGCCAUCAGCGUAUUUGAUCCUCAACGCGAUGCACUUUAUCAAUAUGAUGAAGCUAUACAAAAGCAAUUGAACGCUGAAAGGCCAUGGGCUUCAGAUCCAUAUUACUUCAAAGCAGUCCGCAUCUCUGCGACAGCUCUUUUGAAGAUGGUUAUGCAUGCCCGCUCUGGUGGAUCACUGGAAAUCAUGGGGUUGAUGCAAGGCUACAUUUUGCCACACACCUUCGUCGUAACCGAUGCAUUCCGACUACCGGUUGAGGGAACCGAGACCCGAGUGAACGCCCAAGACGAAGCCAAUGAAUACAUGGUGUCCUAUCUACAAUCGUGCCGAGACGCAGGACGGAUGGAAAAUGCUGUUGGCUGGUACCACAGCCAUCCCGGCUAUGGGUGUUGGCUCUCUGGUAUUGACGUUGCGACUCAACAGACCCAACAAAUGACCGGUCCGUUUGUGGCCGUUGUGAUUGAUCCAGAGCGAACGAUCUCAGCUGGCCGGGUAGAGAUCGGUGCAUUCCGCACGUUUCCCCAAGACUUUACACCGUCGAAAGAGGCGCAAGAAGACGACGAUUACCAGACCAUUCCCCUCGGCAAGGCGGAGGAUUUUGGGGCGCACGCCAAUCAGUACUACUCACUUGAGACGACACAUUACAAAAGCACACUUGAUACCGAGAUACUAUCCUUGCUCUGGAACAAGUACUGGGUUGCGACGCUGAGUCAGAGCCCUCUCUUUAUGUCACGAGACUAUGGCAGCAAGCAGAUUAUGGAUCUCAGUCAAAAGAUGCGCAAAGCGACCCGGGUCAUUGAAUCCAGCGGACCACGCGGCGGGUCGGCGGCAGCAAAGGAUCAGCAAUUGGAAAAAGUUGUUCGCGGAGGCCAGCGCAUUGUUUCAGAAGAAGUCAAGGGGCUCCUGGCCUCUGAGGUCAAACUCAAGCUUUUCCAGGGUGUCGCAGCCCAACCAUCCUCACAAGCUUGA
Molecule: messenger RNA, 1002 nt
Organism: Penicillium diatomitis
Lineage: Eukaryota; Fungi; Ascomycota; Eurotiomycetes; Eurotiales; Aspergillaceae
Product: Mov34/MPN/PAD-1 family protein
Exons: 2
Coding region: 1-1002 (333 amino acids)
Biological process (GO): protein deneddylation
Cellular component (GO): cytoplasm; COP9 signalosome
Molecular function (GO): deNEDDylase activity; protein binding; metallopeptidase activity
Source: RefSeq, a predicted model, not a curated record